Molecule: messenger RNA, 585 nt
Organism: Effrenium voratum
Lineage: Eukaryota; Dinophyceae; Suessiales; Symbiodiniaceae
Source: the annotation of a GenBank genome assembly
AGCUAAUGAAGCGGUCCGGCGAACGUCGGACGGCAUGGGCUUCCGCUCGUGCCUGGUGUGUGUCCUUUUGCUGACCGGCUCCAAUGUAGCCGCGCGCGACGACUUUGAUGAGGCGGUGAGCCUGGAAUCGCCAGAGGUGGCAGCCCCCAGAGCUCCGCAUCGGCUCGCCAGGAGGAGAAGCAGUGCGAUGGAAGUUCCCACCCAGGAGGAUUUGAUUGGGCAGCUGGAGGAGCGCGCGCGGCUGCGGCAUCAGCGCAGCGGCAACCUCAUGUCGCAGUUCAUGCGAGCUUUCUCGCAGAACAUGAAGUACGCCGUGCUGCAAGACAGCAAGGGUGACAUGCCAGAAGAGGAGCGUCUUCGCCAGCUCAAGGCCAUCGAGGCCGCAAGAGGAGCCUCAGCGCCGAAGGGAGCCUCAGGCGAGCGGGCAGUGAGCCUGCUGAGCUGGCCGAGGCCCGAGUCGCGGUUCAAGGCGGAGUUUGCCGAGCGCCCUCGCGAGCGCGAGAAGCGCGCCAAGAGCGGUGCACUCCACGCAUCGGGCGUGACAGCGCUAAUGAUCGCCUGCCUGGGCUCGAUCUAGCGCUCCAA